UGACAGGCCUCCCGGGAACACAGAGCAGCCACUUCAUGUGAGAAACGAUAUAUGUCUGGAAGGAAUCGUCACAGCGGUCCGAGCUAGAGGGAAAAAAAAGAAUAAAAGAGGACGACUCUAAUGAGAGGAGAUAUUGCCUAAAAUCUGAAAAAAUAUUACGAUCAGCAUGGGAGAGACAGUAUUUGACCUUCACUUUGGCAAGAGGCAGAAAUGUGUCAUCUUCAAAACUCAGGCAUAAGCUUGGAUGGUGGCAAAUUUCUACCCUACAUAUAAAGCUUCAACCUUGUAUCCAGAAUGUGCAGUGCACUUGAGAACACGAGUUUCCGAUAUUUAUCCUUCCAGAUUUACCUGCCUAUUUCAGAUACUUUAAAAUACUGCCUUCUGGCUCUUGCUAUUGCUUUGUUCCUAGCUGCUCUCAUUCUUUUAGCAUGCAAAAUGCAUCAGUAUUAUGCAUAUAAAGCAACAUCAAUUGUAAAAGACAAGAAAUUUAUCAGUGGUUCAAAUGCUGAAAAGAAAAGUGAAGGAAACAUUCUUGUUAAAAGUUUAUCUCCUGACUUUUUUGAGGUUGCAAGAAAGGAACAGGACUCAAAGAUUCAACUCAUGCAAAAGGAAAUGGAGAAACUGGAAGUACACUUGACCCCUUCACCUCCCAGUACAGAAAGCCUAGAUGAUGUAGGCAGUGACUCUGAUCGUCCUCAAGGGCCCAGAGGAAAACUUAAGUAUAAUGUUCAUUAUAAUAAAAAGACAACCACUUUAAUUCUCAGUGUCAUUGAAGCUACAGAUCUUCCAGAAUACAGCAGAGAUCCAUUUGUAAGAAUUCGAGUUUUCUCCAAAGCUGACGAAUCACAAUCUGAUGUCCAAUCUGUCAUUCAUGAAUGUGAAACCAGAGUAGUAAAAAACAGUAGAAAUCCAAUAUUUGAUGAAGAUUUUUCAUUUUCUGUAAAGGACUACCCAUUAUGGAACCUUCUUCUAAAGCUUGAGGUGAAAGAUUUUGACAAAUAUUCCAGACAUACCCUUAUUGGCGAGAUAAGGACUGCACUGAAGGAUCUAAAAGUUUCUGAAACAUUGGAAUUUAAUGAAGAUUUGCAGGAGAAAACAAAGGACAUAAUUGGAGAAGUACUGAUAUCAUUGAAAUGUCUACCUACUGCACAGAAAAUAGAAGUUGGGAUAUUAAAGUUCAAAACGAGUUCAUCUAGCAUUAUUAAGGAGAGAGAUGUAUAUGCCAGAAUAGAUGUAUUCAGUAACCAACACAAGCAAAAGCAUCAGAAGUCAAGUCUACGAGCAAAAUCAAAAGUAACAGUGUUCAAUGAGACUUUUCUUUUUAGUCUUCCUGACCCGGGCAAAACCCAAUGUUUUAUUCUUAUCUCACUGUAUGAAACUUUGGCCACUGGAAAGAAGCUUAUUGGGCAAGCUACGCUGGGCAACCAGAAGAAUAAAUUUAAAGAUAAUCAUUGGGAUCUGAUGAUGCAGACACUACGUCAGCCAGUAGCUGACUGGCAUCCACUUUAUAUAUAAAGAACUCAAAAGACUGCUGAAUAUUUCACCAGGUUGUUAGCUUUAUGGACAAUAGUACUUUCGUACUUUCGUUUUGUUAGAGGCUAGUUAAGAAUUAACAGACUAUGAACAUUCAGGCAUAAUUAACUGAAGAUCAUUUUGAAAAGUGUCCAUAUGAAACUAAUGGACUGAUUCUGUAAUUACUCCUAAAGAAAGGCCUGUUGUGGCACAGUUAGGUCAUAUUCUCCAUAUACAUUUUGUUAUGUAAUAUAACAAUAAACAAG
Molecule: messenger RNA, 1778 nt
Organism: Hyla sarda
Lineage: Eukaryota; Metazoa; Chordata; Amphibia; Anura; Hylidae
Product: synaptotagmin-1-like
Exons: 10
Coding region: 295-1515 (406 amino acids)
Biological process (GO): cellular response to calcium ion; vesicle fusion; regulation of calcium ion-dependent exocytosis
Cellular component (GO): synapse; axon
Molecular function (GO): calcium-dependent phospholipid binding; phosphatidylserine binding; clathrin binding
Source: RefSeq, a predicted model, not a curated record